AUGUUAGCAAGAUUAUCUCGAGCAUGGAUGUUCAAUCGAUCAUUGUGUUCAUCGAUGGUUACAUUUUCUUCACGGUUUUUAUCUUUUGACACAAAGUCGUUUUCUCCAUCAUCUAAACUUACUCAGAGUUACUAUUAUAAUGCAUCUGAAUUACCACUUUUCUAUCAUACAGUUGGGCAGCAUUUAGACAAACUUGCGGAUCUCUAUCCAAACCAUGAAUGCUAUGUAUUUAAAAGUGAAGGAAAUAAACGAUAUACAUAUAAAUCAUUUCUUGAUGAAGUCAAUAGUUUCGCAACAAGUCUUAUCGAACUUGGUUUUCAAAAAGGUGAUCGCAUUGGCGUUUGGCUACCGAAUCAAUCAGAAAAUUGUAUAAUGAGUUAUGCUACAUCGAAAGUUGGCUUGAUUAAAGUAAAUAUCAAUCCUGCUUAUAUGGAACGUGAAUUAAUUUAUUGUAUUAAUAAAGUAGGUUGUAAAGGUUUAGUAAUGAGACCUAAUGUAAAGACAAUUGACUGUAUGAAAAUAUUACAUAAAAUUGUACCUGAACUUGUCGAAACGAAAGGCGAAUUAAAUGCCAAAUUAGUACCAACAUUGAAACACAUAAUAUUAACAACUGGUAAUGAUGAGAAAAUCAAUGAAAAUCCAAGUCGUUUUCCAGCAAAAAUUCACUUGUUUAGUGAUCUUUUACAUAAAGGUGCAGGAAUUCGACAAGAAGAACUACGAGAACGUCAAUCACAAUUAGAUGGCGAUACUCCACUAGCUAUUUUCUACACAUCAGGCACUACUGGGCAGCCUAAAGCAGCUACAUUAUCAAACUUCAAUUUAUUAAAUUCUAGCCUUCCACUCUAUUAUGUUGAUCCAAUAUUGAUGAGUCGUGCUUGUUGUCCAGUUCCAACGUUUCAUAUAUUCGGUGAAUUAGCAGGCACUUUGAAUAUAAAUUCACCAGGUUAUUUUACAGCAUUUCCUGGAAUUUUACCAGACACAAUAGAAUCGAUGCGAACUGUUCAAGAAGAAAAAUGUACUGCACUAGUUGGGCCACCAAUUAUUUUUUGUGAUCUUCUUCAACAUCCGAAAAAGAAAGAUUAUGAUAUGAGUUCUCUUUUAUUCGGUAUAAUUGCUGCUGCUCCUGUUAAUCCAUUGUUGAUGGAACAAAUAGAACGUGAAGUUCCUAUAAAAAUGAUGAGUCAAGCAUUUGGUCAAACAGAAAAUACAGGUUCUAUGGCAAUGGGUGUUUUUGCUAAAGAUAAUAAACAACUUCGUUUUCUCUCUGUUGGCAAAGCAAUGCCUCGUAUUGAAAUGAAAAUAGUAGGUGCAAACGAUAAGAUCUUACCUAUUGGUGAAGAAGGUGAAAUUUAUGCACGCAGUUUCAAUGUUAUGAAAGGUUAUUAUAGAGAUGAAGAAAAAACACGUGAAACGAUAACAUCUGAUGGUUGGUUGAAAACUGGUGAUUUAGGUACGAUGGAUGAAAAUGGUUAUGUUUAUUAUCGAUCGCGUCGAAAAGAAAUGAUUAUCGUCGGUGGUAUAAAUGUAUAUCCAGUUGAAAUAGAAAAUUUGCUUAUGGAACAUCCAAGCAUUGCCGAAGCACAAAUAUUUAGUAUACCUGAUCAACGAUACGGUGAAGUUGUUUGUGCAUGGGUGAAAGUAAAAGCAGGCAAAAAAAUUAAUGAUGUUGAAGAAGUGAGACAAUUCUUAAAAGAUAAAGUUGCUUUUUUCAAGGUACCAAAAUAUGUGAAAGUAAUUGAAUCAUUUGCAUCAUUUACUACACCAACUGGCAAAGUACAAAAGUUCAAACUAGCAGAAGCAAUGUUAAAAGAGCUAUCUAAUACGCAUUCGUAG
This is a messenger RNA of Rotaria socialis, 1833 nucleotides long. NCBI's taxonomy places the organism in Eukaryota, Metazoa, Rotifera, Eurotatoria, Philodinida, Philodinidae. The record is from the annotation of a GenBank genome assembly.